Messenger RNA from Beta vulgaris subsp. vulgaris (sugar beet), 1119 nucleotides. Its product is annotated as remorin. The transcript has 5 exons. NCBI's taxonomy places the organism in Eukaryota, Viridiplantae, Streptophyta, Magnoliopsida, Caryophyllales, Amaranthaceae. The record is from RefSeq and is a predicted model, not a curated record. The coding region runs from base 232 to 864 and encodes 210 amino acids.
CUUGCACCAACUCUCAACUCUCUCUCUAGUCUCUCCUCGUUCUUAUUCAUUCCAGCUAAUGAAGCUGCUAUCGUUAUCAUAAACUUCCCUCUAACUCCUUUCUAACUUCCCUUCCACUACUCCUCUUCAUUUUCUCUCUCCUCCCUCCUUUCUUUUCUUCCUCUUUUUUCUAGGAACUUCACAAUAAAAAAAACUUAAAUAUACUUGGAAGUACUUUUGAUUGUAAUACAUAUGGCAACAGAGGAAGCAAAUAAAGUGGUGACUGAAACACCGGCACCACCGGUAACUCCGCCGCAAGAACCGCCAGCAACAGUUUCAGAAACCCGGGAAUCACCGGUUGCGGUGGAAGAGAAAAGUUUAGUCCCUGUAUCAACCCCUCUUCCUUCCACCACUGAAAAAACUCCUGCUUCGGUUGAAAAGGUUACAGAAUUAUCUGAAGAAAAGCCUCUAGAGGAAAAGCCUAUAGAGGAGAAGCCUUUAGAGGGCUCAGUUGGUAGAGAUGCUCAGCUAGCACGAGUUCAAACUGAGAAGAGAAUUUCACUGAUCAAAGCAUGGGAAGAAAGUGAAAAAUGCAAGGCCGAAAACAAGGCACACAAGAAAAUUGCUGCUAUCGAGGCAUGGGAGAACAGCAAGAAAGCAUCUCUUGAGGCAGAGCUGAAAAAGAUCGAGGAAAGCUUGGAAAAAAAGAAGGCAGAAUAUGCAGAAAAAAUGAAGAACAAAGUGGCUAUGACUCACAAGGAAGCAGAGGAGAAGAAGGCUACGGUUGAAGCCAAACGUGCUGAAGAUGUUCUGAAAGCGGAAGAGAUGGCUGCUAAGUAUCGCGCCACUGGAAAGCCCCCCAAGAAACUUCUUGGUUUGUUCUAAUAAGGAUUAUGUGAAUUUAGUAAUUACUUCUAUAAAUGUUUGAUGUGAUUAACAAUUAAGCAAGUCAAUUAGUUUGUGAUAAGGAAAUUAUAGAUAAGUUAUUUGUAUUUUUUUUUCCAUUUGUAUAAUUGUUUUAUGGCUUUAUUGGUUUGGUAGGUGUGUAUAGUUUGGGUAGAACGAUUUAAGAAUUGGUGCACAUUUGUUUCCAUGUGGAUAUUGUUUCUGUUAUGUAAGUAAAUUGGAUAUUGUUUCUAU